Pseudoliparis swirei is the source of this 1891-nucleotide messenger RNA. It is a transcript of the gene mfsd8l1, whose product is annotated as major facilitator superfamily domain containing 8-like 1. Gene Ontology annotation, molecular function: transmembrane transporter activity. The record is from RefSeq and is a predicted model, not a curated record. The coding region runs from base 293 to 1813 and encodes 506 amino acids. Gene Ontology annotation, biological process: transmembrane transport. NCBI's taxonomy places the organism in Eukaryota, Metazoa, Chordata, Actinopteri, Perciformes, Liparidae. The transcript has 11 exons.
GGCUGGCUAGCUGGUCCGGGCUGGUGCUUCGAGUUAUACCGGUUCAUGGAGUUUACUCCACUGCGCAGAUAUAAACUAGAGUCGUGUACGACAGCUCAAGUUUGGAGUUUUGUAGCAUAUUACGUGCUCCUUUCCCCACAAGCAAAGGCACAUUUCAAACCGUCUGUGGACAAGCUUGAUAUGUCGCCGCGUUUUGGUCUAGCCGCGCUGCACUCGGUGGUAUGUCAACAGCGGCGUUUGGUGGACAGACUAGAAUGAACACAUAUCUUCAAGUCUAUGAUUAUAGCAGCCAAUGAACACGAUGGAUGAUCGACGGAAAAAGAAGCUGACAUUCUUCACCAUUGGGCUUAUAUUUCUUCUCAGCGGUGUGGAAUAUGCGGUAAUAUUGCCCACAAUAUGGAGGUAUUUGCAGACAUUGGAUGCAGCACCCUACUUUCUGGGUUUGGCCCUGUCGGCAUUCAGCUUGAGCGGCCUCCUGACUGGACCGCUGUUUGGCCUCUGGUCCGACCGAACACGGACUACAAAGAAGAUCAUCUUAUUUGCCAACGUUUUUGAGAUGAUUGGUAAUUUUAUGUACUUCAUGGGCUUCUCCAAGUGGCUGUUGCUGUCAAGCAGACUUGUGGCAGGAAUCGGCACAGGUUCUGGCUCGUCAAUCUUUGGCUUACUCACUCGAAUCACUUCCCCUGAGGACCGUGCCACUGCAUUUGCUGCUGUCAUGGCAUGUCGACAAGCUGGCCUUUUGAUUGGUCCAGCAUUUAACAUCUUCCUGAGGCUGUCUGAUUUCCACCUGGGUCCUUUUGUGGUCAAUAAAUAUACUGCGCCAGGGUUGUUCAUGUGCCUGAUGUGGACUCUCCUUCAAGUGGUGGUGAUCUUCAUGUACUGGGACCUUCCACCUCUGGACAAGGGCAAGAACAAAGGGAGUCUUACAAGCCAGAGUGGGGGGAAGGAGGAGGAGGAGGAGGAGGAUGAUCGAGGGAUUGUGAAAGAGGACAAUGACGAGGAAAAGCCGCUAAUGGUGUCGAAGGAGCUGCGAGGGUCCUACGGCUCAGUUGUGACUUCCGACCCACCCGGGGACGACUCCUCGUCUGCCUCAAAUGCCACGUUGAAUCAUAUCUCACCACCGCCGUCUCCCUUGCCACCAGAGUCCCAUGUGUCUCUCAGCCCUUUUAAGAAUUUUAGCAUAUCCCAAGAGUUCCUGAGAGAAGAAGUGAUCGUGCUGCUGGCAGCUCAGUUCAUCACCCUCUUCAAUCAGACAGCGCUGGAGACGAUGGUCACUCCGAUGACUCAGAAGUACUUCAGCUACGGGGAGCUGGAGAACAGCGUGAUGUACUGCCUGUGCAGUGUGGAGGUGAUCGCUGGCUUCCUGUUUGUGCGCUGGCUGAGCCAGCGUGUUGCUGAGCGAGUAGUCCUGGCCAUCGGUCUGACCAUAUGCAACAUCUCUGCUGUAUGGUGCCUCGUCUUCUUGGCUAAACCUCUAGGUAGUUCCCCAUGGCAGUUAACGGAGUUCAUCAUUGGGGUGUUUCUGCAGGUUUUGGGUUUGCCAUUUGUAGCCGUGGCUCAGGUUUCCCUCUUCUCUAAAAUUACUUCUGAGAAAACACAAGGUUUCAGUCAGGGAGUGCGUCGCUCGGUGGGAGGUCUAGCUACCAUCCUGGGCCCUCUGUGGGCUGGUGGCCUAACCGAGAACUUGUACAUCAUGUUGGGGGUCAUGAUGGCACUGCUGGUACUGAUGACGGUGAUGCUGGCUUUCUCAUACGACCGGCUAGUUGCACCAGCUACGGAGGAGCCAGUGGACGACUCGGACAACUGUGGCUAAUGCGAUACAAUACAAGUGGAUAUGAAAGGUAGCCUUUUAUAAAAAUAACAUAUUUAAUAAAGGAAGACAAUGAAUUAC